This is a messenger RNA of Cladophialophora bantiana CBS 173.52, 1572 nucleotides long. RefSeq lists its product as uncharacterized. The coding region runs from base 1 to 1572 and encodes 523 amino acids. NCBI's taxonomy places the organism in Eukaryota, Fungi, Ascomycota, Eurotiomycetes, Chaetothyriales, Herpotrichiellaceae. Gene Ontology annotation, molecular function: transmembrane transporter activity. The transcript is spliced from 5 exons. Gene Ontology annotation, cellular component: membrane. The record is from RefSeq and is a predicted model, not a curated record. Gene Ontology annotation, biological process: transmembrane transport.
AUGGAGAAGCUGGAAGGCAAGGAGGAGAUCCGCGUCGAGCAAUGCGUCGCCAACGAUCCCAAGGAGGUCUAUGGCUUCGUCUACGAGGACCCGAAGACGGUGCCCAAGAAGUCUCCAGCAGAGCGCAGGCUCCUCCUCAAAGCUGAUCUGUUGAUCGUCGGCAUGACCUCGUUGGUGUUCCUGGUGAAUCAGUGGGCACAUAAUGGCACACUAUUGCUCCCCAGUACCAUGGAGAAGGCUUUUUUGAUUGACGACGAAGAACAGGAUCGAGGGAACAUCGGCAAUGCCCGCGUCAUGGGCUUCCAGGAGGACUUGCACAUCAGCAAUGGACAGUUCUAUAACGCCAUCUCCCUCUACUAUGUCGGGUACAUCCUCUCCAUCCUGCCCGCGAGCUUGUCUGUCCGCUUCCUCAAACCGCACAGACAGAUCGGCGGCUGUGUCAUUCUCUUCGCCACGCUCUCGUGCUGCAUGGCCGCUGCAAAGAACGCCCGCACAGUCUUGGCCCUGCGUAUCAUCUUCGGGUUCGCUUCAGCUUUCCUUCAAGCUUUGACGCUGUAUAUCAGCAUGUGGUACAAACGGAAUGAAAUGGCAACACGAACUGGCAUCUUCUAUUCCGCCGCCACCAUUGCUGGAGGCUUCAGCGGUCUCAUCGCUUACGCGAUCCAAAAGAACCUUGAUGGUGCCCUCGGCAAACCCUCGUGGUACUGGCUAUUCAUCAUUGAAGGUGUCGCUGGUAUCUUCGUUGGUCUGGCCUCUUGGAUUCUUUUGCCGCCAUCCCCAGACCAGUUAAAGAAAAACCACUGGAUCUUCAGCGACAAGGAAAUCGAGCUUGCCAUCAACCGAAUGAAGACGUACAACGUCGCGCACGCAGGCUUCACAUGGAAGCAAAUGUGGAUUGCUCUGAAAGACCCCAAAACGGUUCCCUUCUGGUUCAUAAGCGCGGGGAUUUCCCUGGCGUUGGCUUCAAUUAGUGCCUUCUUACCCAGCUUCAUAGCUGAGUUUGGUUACUCCCGUGUCCAAACGCAGCUCUUUUCAAUCAUCCCAUAUGCUUGUGCUUUCGUCACCUUGGUUGUGGUCAACAUCGCCUCCGACCGGCUCAACCUCAAAGGAGUAUUCCUGAUGGGUCUCCUUUGUACCAGCAUCGUUGGAUACGUCAUCCUGAUCGCUGUGCACAAUGUCAAGGUCAAGAUAUUUGCGACAUGUCUGAUUACUAUGGGGACUUUCCCUGGUGUGACGCUUAUGGGAGCUUGGAUGAAUAUCAACACCGGUGGCUUUACCAAACGCGCCACCACCUGGGGCACGGCCGAGAUUGUUGGCCAAUGCUUUGCCAUCCUUGGAUCCCAUAUCUACACCGAUCCCCCACAAUACGUCAAGGGCCACUCGAUCGCACUGGCCUUCGAGCUCCUUGCCCUGUUGUCGGCCGUUUUCUGCUGGCUCUGGAUGCGGUGGCUCAACCAGAAGAAGGAAAAGGAGGCGUUCGAACACGCAGAGGCCGGGACGACGGACCCCAACCUCCACAAGACGCUUGAGGACAUCCAGGACUAUCAUCCCUCAUUCAGAUAUAUACUGUAA